AUGAGUUAAGUUGAAGAAAAAGUUGAUGUUGAAGAGGGUGCUCAAGAAAACGAUCAAGCUGAAGAUACAGGAAGAAGAAGAUCUACAAGAGCAAGAGCUCCUCCUGCACCUACUGCUCCUGCUGCUAAGAAAGAUCCUAAGGCAGCAAAGGGAGCUAAGAAGGGCGCAGCUAAAAAAGAUCCUAAAUAGAAAAAAGGAGCAAAAAAGAAAGGAUCUGAUGAUGAAGAUUCAGACAUUGAAAUUAUUGAAGACAAGCCAGAAAAUAUGGAUGACGAAGAAGAAGAAAUUAAAGAAAAAAAAGAAACAAAAGAAAAAAAAGAUGAUGAAUUAGAUGAAGAAGAUGAAAUUGAAGAAGAACCUUCUGAAGAUGACGAUGAUGAGGAAGAUGAAUUUGAUGAAAAGCCAAAAAAGAAAGGAAAAGGUGCUGCUAAAUCUGCACCCGCUGCUAAAAAAGGUAAGGCAGCUGAAAAGCCUGAAAAGAAGGCUCCUGCUACUAAAGCUCCUGCAGCCAAAGGCAAAAAGAAAUCUAAAGAAAGCGAUGAUGAAGACGACUUUAAUGAUGAUAGUGAAGAGGCUAAACCAAAGGGAAAAGGUGGAGCUGCUAAAAAGGGUGCUCCUGCUAAGAAGGGAAAAAAAGAUGAAGAUGAUGGAGGCACUGUUGAUGAUGAUACUGUACUUGAAUAUAUGAAGAAAGCUAAUAGACCAUAUUCUUUGAUUAAUAUUUGUGAUAAUUUACAUGGAAAAAUUAAGAAGACCGCUUUAUAGAAAAUGCUCGAUGGGUUGGUCAGUAAGAAUAAAUUGACUUGCAAAGAGUUUGGUAAAGCUAAAAUUUAUCUCAUGAAUUAAGAUUUGUUGCCAUAGGUUGAUAAAUCAGAGCUAGAAUAAAUGCAAAAUGAUUUGAAUGAAAAAAGAGUUUACUUGAGAGAAAUUGGUGAAGAAAUCAAAGAACUUACUAAAAAAAUAGCCACUUAUAAUAAAUAAUUAACCAAUGCUUAAAUUUAAGAAGAAAUUGUAAAGAACGAAAAAAUGAUUAAGUAACUAGAAGAUAAAAUGCAUUUCUAUUAAAGUGAUAAAUUCGUUUAAGCAUCAGAAUCCGAUGUUAAGAAGCACGAAGAAGCAUAUCAAAAAAUGGAGAAAGAAUACAAGAGACGUAGAAGAAUGUGUAAGGAUGGUAUUGGUCAAAUAGCUGAAGGUAUGAAUAAAAAGCUAUCAGAAGUAUAAGAAUUGAUUGGAAUAGAAGAGGAAGAUGAGUGA
Molecule: messenger RNA, 1254 nt
Organism: Tetrahymena thermophila SB210
Lineage: Eukaryota; Ciliophora; Oligohymenophorea; Hymenostomatida; Tetrahymenidae
Product: TBP1 interacting protein
Exons: 7
Biological process (GO): homologous chromosome pairing at meiosis; meiotic joint molecule formation; meiotic strand invasion involved in reciprocal meiotic recombination
Cellular component (GO): DNA recombinase auxiliary factor complex; condensed nuclear chromosome
Molecular function (GO): double-stranded DNA binding; recombinase activator activity
Source: RefSeq, a predicted model, not a curated record